AUGCACUCUAAUUAGGAGUUUAGCUGCAGAAUUCCACACCACAAAAUAGUCAAUAAGAAGAUUGUCUAUGUGGUUAUAUUUGUUUCCCACUCAUAUUGUUCUGCGAAAGUCUAGCAUCUACGGUAUUCGGAGGCUGAAAAAUUGCAUGCCAAAUUGGAUAAGUCAUCAUAACAAUUACGUAUCUCUGUUACACUACCCUAAUUCCCUGGCAAAAAACUAUUUGGCAGUCAUAAUGAUUCUGAAUAAGGCAUUUUACGACGUGUAUGUAUUGUCUUCAUCCAUUAUUUUAGAGAUCUGAUUUGUAAGAUUAUUUCAACCAACUACUUAGAAUUGAUAAACUCUACUCUAUUCCAUGUCUGAAAUCUAUGUUACCAGAUAUCAAUGAUGAUAAAAGUGAUCUUGCCUAAUUCUUGCAGGAUAAGUAAUUUAUUUAUCAUGACACUUAGACCCCAAUAAUAAUACAAUUUUAUUAUUGAUUCAUUCUAACAAUUAGACAUGUUUGUACUGUAUUUUGUUCAAGUUAUUGACAAUCUUAAUAAAUCCAAAUGGAGAUUCAAAACCAGAUAUUCAGAUCUGAGAGACAUCCAUUAGGCACUGAAAGAACAAAUCAAAGUCAACACCAUUCCUGAGUUCCCAAAACGAAAGAUAUUUGGAAUAACCAAUGAUGAUCCACAAGAAAUUGAAACCAGAAAAAAAAAUCUAGAAAUAUAUCUCAACUCUAUUUAUGCGUACUCCUAUAAUAUCUAAUUAGAGUAAUCCAGAACUAGCCAAUACAGAUAUUUUAGAUUAUUUCAUACAGAACAGCAGAAGAGAAUCCAAAAAAUUAUAAAAGUUUGAUGAACAAAAAAUGUUAUUAAAAAUGGUAUUUAUAUUAUAAUUACUAAUUCAUUUUAGAAACUUAAAUAAAAACAACAAAAAUAAUAAUAGAUAGAACAAUUGCAAAAAAAAUUAUUGAAUCCUGAAAACCAAUCAGAUACCAAUACUGCAGAUAAAACAUCUCAAAAACAAAUCAAACAAAUACCCAGAAAAGGACUCUUCGUUAUUAAAGAACUCUUAGAUAAAUACGAAGAUGACAAUACCACACUCCUAAGAUACAGCUCCCUAUCUACCAAUCCAUUAAACACAGUUGGUGCUACCCAGAUGCCAAUAACCAUUACACAAAAUAACUAAUUGGAUGAUGAUUUUAUAAAAGCAUCCUCGUAACCGCAAGCUGCACAAAUUGUCAUGGAUGAUCUUGAAGAUGACUUUGUAAUCCAAAUUGAAGAAGACAAAGAUGAAGAAGCUUAAUUAACCUAUUAAAAAUGAC
Molecule: messenger RNA, 1306 nt
Organism: Paramecium octaurelia
Lineage: Eukaryota; Ciliophora; Oligohymenophorea; Peniculida; Parameciidae
Source: the annotation of a GenBank genome assembly